CACCCAGCCCAAAAGCUUUGUGUUUUUAAAGAUAUUAGACAUGUUUCUUGUUUUUAAAAAGUCUUAAUAAUGUAGGAGAAUAAGAGAAAUGUUUUUCCAAGAGAAAUCCUUGUGAUUAUUUUACCUUAUUGGAAUGUUGGAUAAUAUAGUCUGCUUCAUUAAUCAUCAAACAUGCUAUAGGUUUUCCAUUUUUAUAGGAUUUGUGUUUCAAUUGAGGUAAUACUGGUAAUUCUUAUACUCCAUCUGAAGAUGAAAAAUGUAGGCCAAAAUCAUAGACCAUGCAUAGAAGCUGGAUUAUGAAGAUAGCUCUGGAGGAACAUGUAGACACACACACACUGACACACAUAUAUAUAAAGUAUAAACACAUAUAUAUUUUAAAGUUUAUUUUUAAAGUUUUAAAGCAAAAGCCGGCCCCUCCCCUCUCCCCGAGUAAGCAGGCCCCGCCCCUCACCCCAAGUGGGCGGGGACAGCAGUUGCAUGGGCAGCUUCCUUUGUGAUGCCACAGGUUCCUCUGGACACACUGCUGCCUGGCCACGCCUCCUUUCCCUUUCAUCUUUCUCACUGACCAAUGGGCUUGGAGCAUUAAGGCCACACCCCUUUUCUGUGUUCUAUUGGUGCCCUGGUUACGCCUCCUCUGGCUCAGUCACACAGCUGACUGUUAGGUGACUGGACGUGUUCCCUGAUGUGGCCCCAACCCUGCCUCCCUCCCCACCCCGCGAUGUUAGAAGAAACUCGAGAGAGCAAAUUGGCAGCAGCCAAGAAAAAGCUAAAAGAAUAUCAGCAGAGGAACAGCCCUGGUGUUCCGGCAGGAGUGAAGACAAAAAAGAAAACUACUGGCAGUAGCCCUGAGACAACCACUUCUGGUGGUUGCCACUCACCUGGGGAUAGCCGGUACCAAGAACUGGAAGUAGCCCUGGACUCAAGCUCCGCAACAAUCAAUCAACUCAAUGAAAACAUAGAAUCAUUGAAACAACAGAAGAAACAAGUGGAACAUCAGCUGGAAGAAGAAAAGAAAGCAAACAAUGAAAUACACAAAGCACAAAUGGAGCAGUUAGAGACAAUCAACAUCCUCACAUUGGAAAAGGCAGACUUGAAGACCACCCUUUACCAUACUAAACGUGCCGCCAGACACUUCGAAGAAGAGUCCAAGGAUCUGGCCGGCCGCCUGCAAUCCUCCUUACAGCGUAUUCAAGAAUUGGAGCGGGCUCUCUCUGCUGUGUGUGCACAGCAGCGCGAAGAGGACAGGUCCUCGAGCCGCAGUGAAGCAGUCCUCCAGCGGCAGUUACGGCAGACCAUAAAGGAGCGGGCGCUGCUGAACGCACACGUGACACAGGUAACAGAGUCAUUGAAACAAGUCCAGCUGCAAAGAGACGAGUGUGCUCAACAUAUAAAAGGAGAGAGGGCCCGGUGGCAGGAGAGGAUGCGGAAAAUGUCGGUGGAGGCUCGCACAUUGAAGGAGGAGAAGAUGCGUGACAUACAUCGGAUACAGGAGCUGGAGAGGACCGUGUCCGAACUCAAACACCAGAUAGCUGAGCCCUCAUCCUCGGCACCCCCAGCAGGGCCCUCUGAGGUGGAGCAGCUACAAGAUGAGGCCAAACACCUGAGGAAGGAGGUGGAGAGUUUGGUGGAAAAACUGCAAUUCCAGGUGGAAAACAACCAGGCCUUGAGUAUCCUGAGCAAGGAGCAAAAGGAGAGGCUCCAGGAGCAGGAGGAGAGGCUCCGGGAGCAGGAGGAGAGGAGGCUGCAGGAGCAGGAGAGUCUGCGUGAGGAAAAGGAGAGGCUUAGGGAUCAGGGUGAGAGGCUGCAAAAGCAGGAAGAGAGACUGAGAAAGCAGGAGGAGAGGCUACGAAAGCAGGAGGAGAGGCUGGAAAAGCAGGAAGAGAGACUGCGAAAGCAGGAGGAGAGGCUCACGCUUUCCCAGAACCACAAGCUCGACAAGCAGCUGGCAGAGCCACAGUGUGGCUUCGAGGAUCUGAACAACGAGAACAAGAGCGCUCUGCAGUUGGAGCAGCGAGUAAAGGAGCUGCAGGAGAAGCCGAGUGAGGAGCACCUAGAAGCUGCCAGCCAGUGGAACCAACAGCUAGAGGCCCACUUGAGCCUCAUGGCUCUCCCUGGAGAAGGAGAUGAAGGAGGACACGUAGACAGUGAGGAGAAGGAGGCACCUCGGCCCAUGCCAAACAUCCCAGAGGACCUGGAGUGCCAGGAGGCCAUGAGCAGCUUUACGGACCUCCCGAAGGAGAAGGCGGACAGGAAGGAGCAGGUGGAAAGACUAGAGCUUGGAUUCAUCCAGCUCUCUGGAGCGACAGAGGGCAUGAGAGAGUACAUCACCGAAUAUGAGAGCCAGGGGGCAGUGUCAAACAGUCGGCACCAGGAGAAGGAGGGCGUCAUCAGUCUGGCUCAGAAUGAGGAGAUGAAGGUGAAGCUGCUGGAGCUGCAGGAGCUGGUGUUGCCACUUGUGGGCGACCACGAGGGGCAUGACAAACUCCCCCCCACUGCCCAGAACCGUGGCGAUGAGCCCGCUCCGGGGGCCCCAGCCCCCCAGGAGCUUGGGGCUGCGGAGGAACAGGGUGAUCUUUGUGAGGUGAGCCUGGCCGACAGCGUGGAGCCUGCAGUGGGAGAGGCCAGGGAGGGUUCUCCCCGUGGCAACCCCACCGCAGAGAAGAUCGUGCAGCUGCUUCCCGUAAUGCAGGACACCCAGGAGCACCCAGGCUUGGCCAGCAAACCCUGCAUCCCAUUCUUUUACCGGGCAGCGGAGAACAGGGAGAUCAACAUCAUCAUCAUCUGAGAGCUGGUCAAGAAAUUGAAAAAAAAACAACAACAAAAAGUGAUGGGGUUAAUCCCCUGCACAAUUCAUUUACUUCAUUUGAAUGUUACAGCCCCUCAUGUUUAUUUGUGUUUCUAAUUUACAGUUUAAAUUUAUUUGUAAAAAGUUAAGGGAGAAGGAUCUUUCUUUAAUGCUCACUGUGGCCUCCUUUAGCAUUUUUGUUUUUACUUUGAUAAUUGUAGGUCUUCAGCGUGAAUAUCGAGUUUGCCCUCAGGUGGUGGGAGUUCAAACACACAAAGACCCACUAUUUGCACAAAACUAUUCUUAGUGGUUUGGAAUAGGCUGCCAUGCUUUUUAAAAUGUUAUUGCAGCAUAUAUAUUCAUUACAAAAUUCAGAUAAAAA
Messenger RNA from Chlorocebus sabaeus (green monkey), 3167 nucleotides. Its product is annotated as golgin subfamily A member 6C. The record is from RefSeq and is a predicted model, not a curated record. Gene Ontology annotation, molecular function: protein binding. Gene Ontology annotation, biological process: Golgi organization. Gene Ontology annotation, cellular component: Golgi apparatus; Golgi cis cisterna; Golgi cisterna membrane. Lineage: Eukaryota; Metazoa; Chordata; Mammalia; Primates; Cercopithecidae.